GGAGGGAGAAGCGCCGGAGGCAAAAGCGCAUGCGCGAAUAGCGCGUGGCGCGGAGUUACGAGAGUUUUAGUUUUAGUCCGUUGGUCUCGUCCCUUCGCGCGCAUCGCAAGCGCGGCAACCUCUUCCUCGAUUAAUUUCGAGGGCCCCGAGCGGUGCAGCCGCCCCCCAAAAAGCGCGCCUGAGUUGCUGCAACGGGGGCGAAGAAUAACCCGCAAGGGGGCACCGAUUGCAGAUUUAUUUUCCUUUUAAUUUUAUACACAAUAUGUAAUUUCCGAAAACUGCUGCACGUGGAACUGAAGUGAAUAAGUGUAAUUUUACUCGAGUAAUUAAUUGUGAGAACUGAGAGAAGAAGGAAGUAGAAGGUAACCCUGCGCGAAACAGAAGAAAUUUGCAGAACAAACGACGCGGGAACAAGACAACGACUGUUUUUUAUCAGCAAUAUCCACGAUCAUUGAUCGCGUCAAAUAAUUUUUACAACGUAUAAUUUUUAAACGCGAUCACGUGUCACGUGCAACGGUUAUCUUCGGUUGAGCCGAAGGAUUAAAGGUGGGAAGACAGCAAAUGUUUACCCCAAAUAUUACACAUAAAUAAGCGAUCGUAAGGAGAAUCUGAAGUGAUUUACGGGUAAACUCACACACCGAGUGUACGAGAAAAAACGCUCUGCGGCCAACGAGGAUGGAGGGCUUACAUAUCGAGUCGAGAAAAUUGGAGGUGAACGCUAACCACGAGAAAAUGGCGGGAAGUAAGAAAACGGAAAUGAUAACUCGGGCACAGCGGCGAUGGCGUCUCUUAGCAAGGGCGUUGACGAGAUCGCCGGAGCCGCAAGAAGAUGCCGAGGAGUCAGAACCGGACCCGAUUUCGGUGAGACGGUUCACCAACUUCGGCCUGGUGAACGCGGCGGCGUUGGAGAACGUGGUCGGGGAUCAGGAUUCGACUUGGUACUCGUACGCGGCGACGAUAGACCGGAAGUGCUUCGCUGUCGACGUGAGGGAGGUGAACAGGAGCUUCACGGCGAACGAACUGAUCGGCUUCAAUAACACGGGUAACAUUUGCGUAUGGCCGUCGGAGGAGUGCUUGGCUCAUUAUCUGCUGAGCAACCGGGAUAUUUGCCGGGGAAAAACGGUCCUCGAACUUGGCGGAGGAAUGAGCUGCCUUGCCGGAGUCUUCGUCGCAAAGUACUGUAAACCCGCAUCCGUCACCCUGACCGACGGCAAUGUCACCAGCGUUGAUAAUGCUAGGUGUAUCGUCGCCAGGAACAAAUUGGACACGUUUAUAGAGUGUCGUGUCGUUCAGUGGGAAAGGGCAGCUAAGGAUCUCAGGCAGGAUGACGCCAACGCCAAUCAUACGUGGUCGACGGAAUGGAACCAAUCGGAAUCCCGACGCACAUCGCAGGCCGGACUCUACGACGUGAUCCUCAGCGCGGACUGUCUGUUCUUCGACGAGGCUCGGCUCGACCUGGUCGAAACGAUAUUCGGGUGGCUGGCGGAUGAUGGAAUUGCGCUGAUAGUGGCGCCGAGGCGAGGUUCGACUUUCGAAAAGUUCACGGACGCCGCGAUUCAGCGGGGCUUCACGACCAGGCAGCGGGAAUUCUACGACCCUCGAGUUUGGUCGAGGCACCUGGAGCUCGUCGGGCACAGCCAGGAAUACUGCCCAGACAUCCAUUACCCGCUACUGCUCGAGCUGACCAAGAAGCAAAUCAAGGCUCCCGGAUGACGGAAGAUUUUUACCGAUCAGCAAUCUGAUUUCGUUCCAGCAGCGUUUUGCUGUUUUAUUAAAUUUUGUCGAAUUUGUUGCAAUACAAGAUUGGGAAACGGCCGAUCAGGGCGCAAGUUUUUCUGUGUUCUUAAGUUCUGGUUCUGCGAUUUUCGUUUUACCCCUUCUCGGAGAAUCGAGGAGGUACAAAUAAUUGGGAUUCAUUGUUUCGGAAACAGAGAACCGGAA
Molecule: messenger RNA, 1941 nt
Organism: Diprion similis
Lineage: Eukaryota; Metazoa; Arthropoda; Insecta; Hymenoptera; Diprionidae
Product: calmodulin-lysine N-methyltransferase
Exons: 2
Coding region: 676-1713 (345 amino acids)
Cellular component (GO): cytoplasm
Molecular function (GO): calmodulin-lysine N-methyltransferase activity
Source: RefSeq, a predicted model, not a curated record